AUGUUUAAUGUGAGUAGAAACUGUGACUGCUGUAAAAAUAGGCAUUUGAAUUACCAGGAAUUUGAUAAUUCCAAGGGAAGCCACUACUGGUUUUGGACAAAGUCUAAAAAGAAAUAUAUCAAGAAAGGUCAAGAGAAGAUUACCAUGCAAUCAUUGAAGCAAAAAGUAUUAGCAUAUCCUAAAAAUAUAAUGGAGCAUUUUGAAAAAUUAUUAGAGCCAUAUAUGUGCCAUUGCGCAAAUAUUGUUGCUCAGAAUAAAGGCAUCAAGAAUUUGAAGUCAAAUCUGAAAUCAGGAGAAUUCAUAGUACAUUGUGAUUUCAGCGAAAAAUACAAUACGAAAUACGCUUCUGAGAUACAGUCUUUUCAUUUUGGGAGUUCAAGACAACAAGUGACCCUACACACUUCUGUCAUUUAUUAUGUAAAAAAUGAAGAGAUUAGUACCAAAUCAUUUUGCACCCUGAGCGAGUGCUUACGACACGACGCUGUGGCAAUUUGGGAGCACUUGAUUCCUAUCCUGAACUUCAUUGAGAAGGAGGUUUCCGAAAUGAAGUUUUUAAAUUUUAUAUCUGAUUCUCCAUCUGCACAGUACCGUAACCGUAAAAUGUUUUACGUGAUGGCCAAACUUCAUUGGAACUAUCCAAAUUUACGUCGCGUGGUUUGGAAUCACUCCAAAAAAGGACAUGGAAAGGGAGCUCCAGAUGGUGUGAGGGGAGUAUUAAAAAGAACUGCUGAUCAAAUUGUUGCUCAAGGGAAUGACAUCCCAAAUAUUGAAGCCUUAAUCAGCCAUCUUAAAAUUAAAUGCCCGGGUGUUUCCAUAGAGGAAGUUGUGGAAUCAGGCGUUUUAGAAAAGGAAUUAUUGAUCCCUUCAGAUCUAAAAGAAUUUCGUGGUACCAUGGCAGUGCACCAAGCUAUAUGGAGCUGCAAUAAUCCUGAAGUAUUAGCCAUGAGGCGUCUUAGUUGUGAAUGGGAAUAUGCUCUGAAGAAUCAGUGCAAUGUUCACAUGGACACCAUAUUGGUUUCUAUAACAUUGGGAAUACAGCUUUAA
Messenger RNA from Parnassius apollo (apollo), 1044 nucleotides. Lineage: Eukaryota; Metazoa; Arthropoda; Insecta; Lepidoptera; Papilionidae. The record is from the annotation of a GenBank genome assembly.